CGCACAGAACAGAUGGUCGAUAAAAUGGACCAGGACUUGAAGACGAGUCAAAGGCACAUAAACAGCAUUAAAAGUGUUUGGGGGGGCUUGGUAAACUACUUCAAAGCCAAACCUCCAGAGAGCAAGCCAGAGCAGAAUGGAACCCCUGAAUAUUAUGCUAACAGUAGAUUAAAAGAAGCAAUGAUGUCUAGUAAAGAACAAGAGUCAAAAUACCAGGAAAGUCAUCCAAAUUUAAGGAAACUAGAUAACUCAGAUUUAGUUUCUUCAGUGCAAAGGGAUUCCUAUCCAAAGAACCAACACCUGCGAGCUUACCACCAGAAAAUUGAUAACAACUUAGAUGAGAUGUCUUCUGGGUUGAGUCGUCUGAAAAACCUAGCUCUUGGCCUGCAGACAGAAAUAGAUGAGCAAGAUGAUAUGCUGGAUCGGCUAACAAAAAAAGUAGAGACACUGGACGUCAAUAUUAAAAGCACUGAUAAAAAAGUCCGACAACUUUAA
This is a messenger RNA of Antrostomus carolinensis (chuck-will's-widow), 495 nucleotides long. It is a transcript of the gene SNAP29, whose product is annotated as synaptosome associated protein 29. Gene Ontology annotation, molecular function: SNAP receptor activity; syntaxin binding. Bases 13 to 495 code for a protein of 160 amino acids. NCBI's taxonomy places the organism in Eukaryota, Metazoa, Chordata, Aves, Caprimulgiformes, Caprimulgidae. Gene Ontology annotation, biological process: exocytosis; synaptic vesicle fusion to presynaptic active zone membrane; synaptic vesicle priming. The transcript is spliced from 4 exons. The record is from RefSeq and is a predicted model, not a curated record. Gene Ontology annotation, cellular component: SNARE complex; plasma membrane.